CUCCCUCCUUCUGGCCAUCUCUGCGGAGGCUGCAUUCUUCCCGCCCCAAGUUCCGGUGCUGUCCCAGCCGGAGCGCUUCGCGAACACCCACGCGUGGCUCGCGGCAGCCCUCCAGCCAACACUUCCGAGCGUCGGUGUGCGAGCACCUGCGGCUUUUCCUUGGCGCGGGGCCGCGGAGGGCGGGGGCGGAGGCGGUUUCAGGCCUUUAGGCCGCGUAGAGCCGGGCGCUGGGGAGGUGUGCUCACUGCUCGCCAUCCCGGGAGCGCGCGGGCGCGGCCCUCUCGGGACCUCAGCGGCGACCCGUAGUUCGGGCACGCGCCUGUCGCAGCCCGCUGGAAGGAGGGGUCCCGCCUGAGGCCCGGGACGGCUGCGGCCAUGGAUAUCCCCUCGGCCCAAGGCCGGUGACUGGGGUCUCAGGGGCGGCCCUGUCCGCCUUCCUCCGCGACGGGCCGGCUCGCAGACGUGCCCCCGGCUGCACUCGGCCACCUCCGCGUCUCCGCCCUCCCUGGGUCGCGCUGCUGCUUGGGCGCGGCGGCUGCGCCCUGUUGAAUGGGCUGUGAGGGCCCGGGUCUGAAGUGCUGGCGGACGCGGCCUCCGGGGGCGCAAGGCAGCAGCAGCGGUGGCGACCAAACGGGUGUUGGAGUUGGCGGCGGCCAUGGAGGGCCUGGCUGGCUAUGUGUACAAGGCGGCCAGCGAGGGCAAGGUGCUCACUUUGGCUGCCUUGCUCCUUAACCGGUCCGAAAGCGAUAUCCGCUAUCUACUGGGCUAUGUCAGUCAGCAGGGAGGACAGCGCUCCACGCCCCUCAUCAUCGCAGCCCGCAAUGGGCACGCCAAGGUGGUGCGUUUGCUGUUAGAACACUAUCGUGUGCAGACCCAGCAGACUGGCACCGUCCGCUUCGACGGGUAUGUCAUUGAUGGAGCCACUGCACUUUGGUGUGCUGCAGGAGCUGGACACUUUGAAGUCGUUAAACUUCUUGUCAGCCAUGGAGCCAACGUGAACCAUACCACAGUAACUAACUCGACUCCCCUACGGGCAGCAUGCUUUGAUGGUAGACUGGACAUUGUGAAAUAUUUGGUGGAAAAUAAUGCUAACAUCAGCAUUGCCAACAAGUAUGACAACACCUGCCUGAUGAUUGCCGCAUAUAAGGGGCACACUGAUGUGGUCAGGUACCUCUUAGAACAGCGUGCUGACCCUAAUGCUAAAGCACACUGUGGAGCCACAGCCUUGCACUUUGCAGCUGAAGCUGGGCACAUCGACAUCGUCAAAGAGCUGAUAAAAUGGCGAGCCGCCAUAGUGGUGAAUGGCCAUGGGAUGACACCAUUGAAGGUAGCUGCCGAGAGCUGUAAGGCUGAUGUUGUUGAAUUGUUGCUCUCUCAUGCCGAUUGUGAUCGCAGAAGUCGGAUUGAAGCCUUGGAACUCUUGGGUGCCUCCUUUGCAAAUGACCGUGAGAACUAUGACAUCAUGAAGACAUACCACUAUUUAUAUUUGGCCAUGUUGGAGAGGUUUCAAGAUGGUGAUAAUGUUCUUGAAAAGGAGGUCCUCCCGCCCAUCCAUGCUUACGGGAACAGAACUGAAUGUAGAAAUCCUCGGGAACUGGAGUCCAUUCGGCAGGACAGAGAUGCACUUCACAUGGAGGGCCUCAUAGUUCGAGAACGGAUUUUAGGUGCUGACAAUAUUGAUGUUUCCCACCCCAUCAUUUACAGAGGGGCUGUUUAUGCAGAUAACAUGGAAUUUGAACAGUGUAUCAAGCUGUGGCUUCACGCUCUGCACCUCAGGCAGAAAGGUAAUAGGAAUACCCACAAGGAUCUUCUGCGCUUUGCUCAAGUUUUCUCGCAGAUGAUACACUUGAAUGAAACUGUGAAGGCCCCUGACAUAGAGUGCGUUUUGAGAUGCAGUGUCUUAGAAAUAGAGCAGAGUAUGAACAGAGUGAAGAAUAUCUCAGAUGCUGACGUCCACAAUGCCAUGGACAACUAUGAAUGCAAUCUCUACACCUUUCUGUAUUUGGUGUGCAUCUCCACCAAAACACAGUGCAGUGAAGAAGAUCAGUGUAAAAUUAACAAGCAGAUCUACAACCUGAUUCAUCUUGACCCUAGAACUCGGGAAGGCUUCACCUUGCUUCAUCUUGCUGUCAACUCUAAUACCCCAGUUGACGAUUUCCACACCAAUGAUGUCUGCAGCUUUCCAAAUGCACUUGUCACAAAGCUCCUGCUGGACUGUGGUGCCGAGGUGAAUGCUGUGGACAAUGAGGGGAAUAGCGCUCUGCACAUUAUUGUUCAGUAUAACAGGCCCAUCAGUGAUUUCCUGACCUUGCACUCCAUCAUCAUCAGCCUCGUGGAAGCUGGCGCUCACACUGAUAUGACCAACAAGCAGAAUAAGACUCCUCUAGACAAAAGUACAGCGGGGGUAUCUGAAAUACUACUUAAAACUCAAAUGAAGAUGAGUCUCAAGUGCCUGGCUGCCCGAGCAGUUCGGGCUAAUGACAUUAACUACCAAGACCAGAUCCCCAGAACUCUUGAAGAGUUUGUUGGAUUUCACUAAGUGACUGGAUAUGUAAAAUUGUUUAAUGUGGUGCUAAAAAGUAAAGGACUUUAAUCACAGACAAUAGAAUUAUGUGUUCAUAAAUUCUACUUUUCUUUCCACUGUCCUUUCAACCCAUGCUUCCUUAGUUCUGUUUUGGUCUUCUUGCCUCAGAUGGGAAUUGAUUUCAGCACACUAAACAAAGUGACAUUGUUUAGUUGUUAACAACUGUAAGGUGUUUGGACAUUAGUUGUUUCUUUUCUUUUUCUUUUUUUUUUUUUUUAGGGACGAAUGUAAGGUAUUGUGUAAUGGGGGCAUUUGUGAUUUAAAGUUGAUGAUGUUUUAAGCAGCUGCCUAUAAAAGUAUUUCUGUUAUGCUGAUACCAGCAUGUUACCCAUGCAGCAGUUUCAAGGAUUUCAUGAAGAAGAAACUAAAGCAGAACCUUAAAAGUCAUGGGAGAUGCAGGUGCUUUGCCAAGUUGCUGUGGGUGGUUCUCACUCCCAUGCAUUUGGAGUGUACAGUUCCAUUUUAAUAUCAGGAGGACUUGAAACACUUCACUGCUGAUUAGUAAUUUGAAAAAAGAUGUGCACACGUUUAUAAAGCUAAAUCCAUCGGAAUUGCUGCAUUAUUCUGGAUAGUGUCUUCUAAGUGGUAGUCUUAAACCAACCUUUCAGAGUAUUGCUAGACUCCGCCUUUAGGCUUGAAUUCUUCCAAAGUCUCUUUUAAUGAUGUAUCUAAAUUGCAGUUAUCUGCAUUUGAUUUGGUUCUCAGACCAAAUAAUGCUGUGUUUUCUUAAGAAAUAAGUUGUCACAGUAUAGCUAUACAGUUGAUUUCUGUCCCCUUGUAGCCCUUUCUUCUUGUGUUGUAGGUUUUAAAAAUUGAAGACUACUUUUCCAAAGGGCAUGUCUUUCUCCUUAGUUAGAUGUAAGAUGAAAAGGAACAAGGACAUUUUUAAUGUGUUUUUACUUAGUCCAUUGUAAGGCAUAGGAAAACCAGGAAUAUGGCAUAGGAAAUUAAGUAUUUGAUGAGGAAAGUGAUUCUCAAUGCCACAUGAAAGGUAUUUCUCACAGCUGCAAGUUUUCUACUACAGAGUGUGGUACACAGGUCUUUAAUCUUUUGCUUUCUUUUAACAGCACCAUUUCAACUAUCAUACCGAAAGUGUGUUCUGUGAUUAUCGCUUUAGCAGUCCAGAAUCAAGUAAAAGGAACACACCUGUUUCUACUGAUGCUGGAAAAGAUGGAAAGUAAAAUUAGUUGCACCUGUCAUUUUUCUCUAGUGCCAAAUGAAUGCCUUAGCCACCCUUAGUGCAUGGUACUGUAAGUGAAGACCUGCAGCUGCUUUUUUUCCUUUAGUGAAAAGCAUUAUAGCAAUGCAACGUCAGAUACAAACUUUAAACAACCUGUAAAAUCUCAAUGAACAUUUUACACAUGAAUAUUGCUUUGUAAAAUACACGAGAAAGGUUGCAGUUGGAUCAGUAUGAAACGACCACGCCAAAAUCAGCACCUAGGGCCUUAAAUAGAGACGCCCACAAAGUGAAAUACUGGCAAGGGUAGGAGAGAUUUGAAAACGUUCCUCCUCCAAGGAUGAAGCAAGUUGCUGCUUUGUGUGUUUUCUUGCUUCUGUUAGGAAUGUUUUGAUGGUGAAUUCUUCCAUGGUAAUAGAUUUCUGAUUUCCUAACUUGAGAGUUUACACGGAAGGUUUUUAGGAUGGUUUAAAUGAGGAGUUAUUGGAAUGAUCCCUAAUUUGGAAACUACUGACCUUGACCCUUCUGGUGUGAAUCAAGGGAACAUUGCAAUCUUGCUCUGGCAGCUCUCAGUGGCCUGGAAGAGAAAAUGCGCUUCUCAAGGUGAGUAACUCAAGCUUCUUCCAUGGUGCAGUCAGGCCUUUCCUUUUCAGACUAUAAGGCCUGCAUGUGGACAGUCUGAGGGUUAGUUGUGAUACUUGGUAUUCAGUUGGUUCCAUUUUUAACGUAUAUGAGUUUUAAACACCAAAACUUAAAAAUACCAGAUAAUGUUGCAUGUUGUAAAAAUACAUUUCUUCCCCUUCACUACCCAGGACCAACACUGUUUUUAGACAUUAUUUAUGAAAUGAGGAUAAUGAUUCUAUGUACAUAUUCAGACAUCAAAGUUUAAAGACAGUUUUUGAAGAAGGGAAGACUGGAUGCUGGAAAAGUAAACUAAUGCUAAUUUAAAAGCUGACAGUUGGAGAAAAAACUUGAAGACAACAGAAUUAACUGAACUGUGCUAACGGUAACUUGAUUUUGUUUAAACUACAGUAGUAUGUUGUGCAGUCUCUCGCUAAGGAUCUACUCCUGUCUCUGUAAUAUUCAAAUGCGCUGUGUGAAACACCUGUAUAAAACUGUUCUUGAAACAAGUGAUCUACAUGCCUGGUUUUUACAUUGUUUUUGGUAGAAUUCUUUUAAAAUAUGCUUAGCCAAACCAUAAACUUUGUAAAAGGAAAAUAAACAUGUGACAGGUGAGAGCUCCACAGCCUAGCUCCCUGGGUGACUUCCUGUGCAGCCCCUUUUGUCAUUGAUGUUUCUUAUUGGUAGAAUUAUGCUUUGAACUGUAACUCUUCCUUGAUAGCAUUAGAGGUUUUCCCGGAAUACUUCUCUGUCAUAUUAAAUUCUCACAUAAAUCUGGAUGAACUGGGAAUGCAGGAGGAUGCUCUUAUUUGCAAAUCAUGAAACUGAAGUGGAUUUUUUUUUACUAGAGUUGGUGGAAUUGAACUUGCAUUUCAGUGACUAACUCAAGGCUGGGCAGCAAUCCAUCCCCUCACUUGGUGAAGGGGAACUGACUCUUGACACCAUAGCUUCUUACAGUCCACCCUGAAUUGCUCUCACAGCCUAACCAUCUUAAGGUUCUCUGCUGUGGGGACUUCAAACACACAAACCAAAAAGCGGACCAUCUGCAAGCUUUGGUUUUGCUAGUUUAUUAUUAGUAAUUGAUUAAUGGCAAUUGUGAAGACUUGGGUAUGAAAGUGUUGUUUGAAGUAAAAUAGGAUUUGGGAGCAACGAUUCCCUAAAUGUCAACACUGUAUUUGACAAAUGUUUCUGAAAAUUAACAAUUCCAGAGAGCAGUUCUCUGUUAACAGUUUUUGCUGCAGUUGAGGCAGCUACUCUGGGAAUCAGACUACUUUGGAUAAUUCAAGUGGAAGAACUUCCUUGUUGGAAUAGGGCAGCCUGAGUGAGUUUUCAGACCUUGGGUUACAGCUCGCUGGUUUAGAAGCAGCAAUGGCUGCACUAGUGAGCAGGUGGAUGAGAGUAAAGGCCUUGUUGGGCAGAGUUGGUGUAAAAAUCUGAAGUGUUUUUUUUCAGGUAGCCAGAUGUGGGUGCACAGACGGGUGUGCUGUUCUUCUCACUGACUACACUUACUGUAAUAUUAAUGGGCGAGUGAUCUACAUUUCUACCUUAUGCUCUGUGAAAUGAUUUCAGUCCAGAUUCUGAGCUGUACUCAUUCCUGCUUUGAAAACACACAGCUCUGUUCUGGAGAUCAUCUCUUGAAAGCCACUCUCUUGGGCUUUCCUAGAUGUUUUUGGCAGACACGCCCAAACCUUCAGAUGGGCUGGGGUGCAUAGCAUCCCCCUUCCCAACUAUACUACACUGACAGUGGUGAUACAUUAAUUUUUACAACUGUAAAGUAAAUGUCUCUAGUCCUAGAUCUGUGGAGUGUACCUUUGUGUUAAUGUGUAGGGAAGGGACAGUGGCUUGAUGGUUGUAGGGAGUGUAUCUUUGAUGUAUGUGCAGGGGUGAAUAUUGCUAAAUUGUUGACAGCUUUCCUUUAGGGAUGAGUCGUGGGAUGGAUGACCUCAUCAGAACAAUGAAGGAACAAGAUGCAAGCUUCAAGGAAGAAGCCAACGGGUUUUGUGUCUAUUUUUUUCAGGUGUUAUGAAAUGUAUGCAUGGCUUUUUUUCGUUGUUGCUCAGUAAUUGGUAGAGGAGAAAAGAGGAGGGUGAAAACCCUUCAGCUUUCUUAACCAGUUUUUCUCAGAGGUACACAGCUGGGGAGUAAAAUCUGGCCUUAACCUCGUGGCAAGAUCCUGUCCUUUGUAAUAUUCACCCCAUCCUGCAGUCCUCCCCUAGAGCUACAUGUUGUAUUCUAGUAAUUCACUGUGCUUUAUAACAAGCCAAUGAUGUCAUUCUAUCGUGCACUUUUGUCAAACCAUUUGUGUGACUUUAAUAAACAUAGUAACUUUGCUGACUGCACCAGAGGUCAAUCAGUGAUUUAUAUAUUGCAUGAUGUCUUCUGUUUGAGUUUGACAUGUAGAAUCAUUUUUUAUUUCAUGGCCAUUGACAGUCCUAAUAACUCAGCUAAUUUGAAACUAACAACCUUGCUGUGUAAAAGGAGAAAUGGUGUUGUGUUCAGUAAAUGUUUGAAACAAAGUA
Messenger RNA from Nannospalax galili (Upper Galilee mountains blind mole rat), 6901 nucleotides. It is a transcript of the gene Fem1b, whose product is annotated as fem-1 homolog B. Bases 656 to 2539 code for a protein of 627 amino acids. The transcript has 2 exons. Gene Ontology annotation, molecular function: protein binding. The record is from RefSeq and is a predicted model, not a curated record. NCBI's taxonomy places the organism in Eukaryota, Metazoa, Chordata, Mammalia, Rodentia, Spalacidae.